CAUGAGAAUUUCUGAACUAUCAGUGAGUUUAUCACUUUAAAAAUUGAAAACGCUUUUUUCCAGUAUAAAUCAUUUUAAUGCCAUUGAAGCUAUUCAAACUACAAUUUGCUGUUCGGUUUAAGGGGUUUUGAAUAAUACCUUACAUCAUUGCAGUAGCUCAAGAAUUUUUGAAAUUCGAAAUUCGUAUCGUAGAAUUAUUUUUGAAACACCUAAAAGGAUCAAUAACAUCCAGGACUCAAACACGUUGAAGGCUGGGACAAAUGCACCUGCAAGAAAUGCCAGUGUUGCAAAUAAAAGAAGAAUCAAACUCAAACAGAGAGCUCGUGCAUGCCGUCCAAGUGAAGGAGACACAUCACAUAAAUCUGUACGAAAUAAAGACUUUGGUGGUUUUGAGGAUUGCGCUCUGUGUUUAAACAUGGAAUUUGACUGGCCACAUCUCUUGCCAUGUGGGCAUAUUUUUCACAACGUGUGUGUAUCCAAUUGGUUAAAACGCAAUAAUACUUGCCCUGUAUGUUUUCAAAAUUGGGAAAAUCAAGUUCAUACCAAUCAAGUGCCUAACUCUCAUUCUAAUGAUGACAUGCAUGGAAAUCCUAUACCUGACGCUUUGGCUACGAGAGUACAUAUGCCUUCCUCCCGAAUUAAUGAUACUUCAGAAUUGGAUACCUGUAGGUCAGCAGAUAGAGUUCGUAGUGUACUCAGAGGACGAGUUAAAAAGUCUAUUCACCGCAGAAGAAAAGUUCGAGCCCUGCAGUCGGUUGAACAAUUGGCACUUAAUAAGGAAAUACUGGAUAGUGUCGUUCUGAAUAACAGUGUUCCAGUAUGUGGUGUCUCUGACGUGCUGUCACCUGAUGAACCACAGUCCAGUGAUCCUGAUAUCAUAAUUGAUGGUGAAUUCAUAUUAAUUGAUUGUACUGAUUCUAUUGCCAUUUUUGAGGGAGAUGUAAUAUAAGACAAUGUAGAGUUUGAGAGUCUCAUUGAAAGUGUUUAAAAAUUAUUUUAACGAAUAGCUCACCUAUGAUUUGUGUAUUAUCAAAAAUAUUUUUUUUUCAAAUUGUACAGUUAUUUUUUUAAUAUUUACAUUUAAUUUUUGACAUUAAGCUAUGAGUAAUUUUUAUUCUGUAUUACU
Messenger RNA from Parasteatoda tepidariorum (common house spider), 1126 nucleotides. The record is from RefSeq and is a predicted model, not a curated record. Lineage: Eukaryota; Metazoa; Arthropoda; Arachnida; Araneae; Theridiidae.